GCCACCGAGAAGCAGAAUGUGCUAACUUAACCGCUGCACCACCAGGCCAGUCCUACAUUAAUUUCUAAGUACUUGGAGCUAAGCACUCUGCUAGGUGCAAAAGAUGCAAUGAUAAAUGAGCAGGUUUUCCUCAUGGCAUUAGCAACUAGAUAAUAUAAGUAGAUGCACACAUACACAAUUAUAUAGUGCUUUAAUAGAGGUUUUCACAAGGUGUUAUCAGAGAGUGAAUAAUCCCUUGAUUAGGCCAAGGGAGUAGAGGGAAACUUCACAAAGCAAAUGGUGUUUCAGCUGGACUUGCAAGAUGAGCAGAAAGUUAUACAUAACUGCAGGAAGAGGUUUCCAAAAGUAGAGAGCUACAUGCACAAAUGCAAGGAGGAGGGAGAGAACAGGAUGUGUGCACAGAACAGAGAGCAUUCUCAUGUGACCAGAACACUGGCUGUGCAGAGGAUUUGAAGCUGGAAAAAUAAGUAUAUAUCAGAGAAAAAGACCUUUUUAACAGGUUUGUACUUAUCCCAGGAACAGUAGGGAGUGAUUGAAAGAUGUUAAGCAGGUAACUACCUUAGAGUUGCUGUCAGAUCACACACAAGUCAAGGAUAGGUUGAAGAGAAUGAGUUGGAAUCAAGUUCCUACAAAUAUUCCAGGCCAGAGAAAAUAAGAGCCAGAAUCUAAAGAUGUUGUGGUAGGGAUGGAGAAUGUGGCACUGAAUCAGUGUUUAGGAGGAAAAAUAAUCAAGUUUAGGGGCUGAAUUAAAGGAUUUUUACCCCAGAUCCUGGGUUAUACAGCAGGUGGUAUCAUUUGCUGAAGCAGGGUAGACAAAAGGAGGAGGCUUGGGAUGGAAGAGGCAAUGAGUGUAAUUUAUAACUCUCACCACUCUUUAAAUCUGUGUAAAUUGGAUGAGGCUGUGUUGUUGAUGUACGUAGACGUUUCUGUCUAAGUUCCUUAUGAAUGGGUCCCACCGUGCCUACAUUCGAUCUAAACAGAUCUUUCCCUGAUUAUUUUCCAUGUUUUUCUUCAUUCUUCAUUCAUUCGUUCAAUAACAAUUUACUGGGCUUCUACCUUUCUAGGCACUGGGAUAAAAAGUUGAAUAAGACAAUUUCUACUCUCAAGGAGUAUACUAUCUAGAAUAUGAGAUGGAGACAUAAAUUAAUGAUUAUUCUAAGAUAAAGACUAUGAAAGUGAUAUUCCAGGGCUCCAGUGUUGCUAAUACAUUAAAACAUAAAAUGCCCCUCUCUAGAAAUUGUCUUGCUUUUUGCUCUCUUAGUACCAACCUGUGCCAAACACUCCUGCUUGCCCUCACCUGUGACCUCAGAUGAUUAUUAUUCUCAGAAAGUGAGUGAAAGUGUCAACUGAUGAGUAGAGCCAUGACUUGAAGUCAGACUGCCCAGGAUGCAUAGCCUGAAGCCACACUUGCUGGCUGUCUAACCUUGGAAAAAUUAUUCAACUUCUCAGUGCCUCCCUGGCAAAAAUUCUAAAAUAGAGUUUUCUUACUGUUUUAGCUCUUUACCACCCUCAUUCUUUCACCACCCUGACUUCACGUCUUGCGCCUGCUCAGUACUUUACUCAAACAUCAUCUUCUCAGGGAAGCCUUCUUUGACCCUCCCCCCAUCCAAAAUGUCUAUCCCCUCUCCAGUGCUUUAUUCUUCUCCAUUGUUCUUAUCAUCUAACAUGCUAUACAUUCUAUUUACAUAAUCUGUUUAUAAUCUGUCUUCCCUACUAGAAAAUGAGUUCUAUGAGGGCAGAGACUUUUGUUUAUUUCAUUUACUAAUGUACCAUCUUCAGUAUCUGGAAGAGUGUCCGGCACACAAAAGAUAAUCAGUAUUUAUUGAAUAAAUUAUUGUUUUCUCUUAGAGGUUGAAAAGCAGGGACUACAGUGAGUUUGGGCAAUGGGUUAGAUAAGAAGUAGAUUUUGGAAGGUAGGUCUAGCAUCAAAUCAUAAUAAUCAUAGUGGUUAGCGUUUAUUGAGCAUAUAUUUAUGUGCCAGUCACCACGCAAGUGUGUGAGAUUUAUUCCUUCAUUUAAGUUUAUAGUCAUCAGAAAGAAUUGCAGGAUCCCAAUUUUGAAGUUUAGUUAUUGAUGUAAUGAUGAAACCUUCUAUUCUUCUAUUUCUUUUUCAUAGAAUUUAAUAUUAUUUGUCACACUUGCAUAUUUGAGUUGGUCUUUAUUAACAUGUAAAAUCUAAGCUUCAUACUUCUUGGGAGUCAAGACACCGGCUAACCAAGAGAAGCUGAUUAAAGGGUUUAUACUUAACACGCCUAGAUUCUCUCCAGGGUUGGACACUAUUGGAGUCUAUGUUCCCUUUGUCUGAUCACAAAUAGCCACAUGGAGAACAUUUAGCCCUGGGAUCAAAAUAAACCACAGUUUCCAUAUUAUGUGUCUUGUUUAAAUUGCAAGUGUCUGAAUUUAGAAAUGAAGAUCCCUCCAGUAUACUGAAAUCUUCCUGAAUAUGGGCUACUCGAGAUUAGGACACAUUUAGGUCUCUUCUUCAGGGAUCACUGAUAACUCUUGGUUCACUUUCGUUGAUUUUCUCCAUCUCAACCUUUUGUUUUGCAGAAAACAUCCCCUGGCUCAUCUCACCAUCUUUCAUUGUGCAUCAAGACCUCUCUUUUCAGAAAGGCUUGGCCUGACUUGUUUUUUAGCACCACUGACUGUUGAAGAGAGAGGGUAGGAGCACAAAAGUGAAGCUGUGACUUUGGCCAUCCUCUAUAGAGCAGAGCAAAGUCAGGAGAUAUAGAGAUAUAUAUGGUAUACCUCAAUUCAGUCUGAAAACAAAGUUAGUAUUCCAAAAAUUGUGAAUCCAACAGUCAGACUUGUUUUUUACAUUUUGGAAAGUACAGUUGUUUGAUCUUCAACAAUUGUAACAAGGAAGGUGGAGAAUUAGGCCAUAGGAGGUUCCCUUUCUAAGGGUAUAAUAGAGGUCUAACUACCAUAUGGAGACUUCUUAUACCUUCCUGGAGUGUGAAUGCCCAGUGAAAUCCGAGGCAGAAGAAUGACGUGGGGAAACUGGACAAUUGUCAGUGAGUUUGUUCUUGUGAGCUUCUCAGCCUUGUCCUCUGAGCUACAAGCUCUACUCUUUCUCCUUUUUUUGACUAUUUACCUGGUUACCUUAAUGGGCAAUGUCCUCAUCAUUCUGGUCACUACAGCUGACUCUUCCCUACAAAGUCCUAUGUACUUCUUCCUCAGGAACUUGUCCUUCCUGGAAAUAGGUUUCAACUUGGUCAUUGUGCCCAAGAUGCUGGGGACCCUGAUCAUUCAAGGCACAACCAUCUCUUUCCUUGGCUGUGCAACUCAGAUGUAUUUCUUCUUCUUCUUUGGGGCUGCUGAGUGCUGCCUCCUGGCCACAAUGGCAUAUGACCGCUAUGUGGCCAUCUGCGACCCUUUGCGCUACCCAGUGAUCAUGGGCCACAGGGCCUGUGCCCAGCUGGCAACUGCCUCUUGGUUCUCAGGGUUUCCAGUGGCCACUGUGCAAACCACAUGGAUUUUCAGCUUCCCUUUUUGUGGCCCUAACAGAGUGAACCACUUCUUUUGUGACAGCCCUCCUGUCAUUGCUCUGGUCUGUGCUGAUACCUCACUGUUUGAGCUGGAGGCUCUGACAGCCACUGUCCUAUUCAUCCUCUUGCCUUUCUUGCUGAUCCUGGGGUCCUAUGUCCGCAUCCUCUCCACUAUCUUCAGGAUGCCCUCAGCUGAGGGGAAACGCAAGGCCUUCUCCACCUGUUCCUCUCACCUCCUGGUUGUCUCCCUCUUCUAUAGCACUGCCAUCCUCACAUAUUUCCGACCCCGGUCCAGCAACUCUCCUGAGAGCAAGAAGCUGUUGUCACUCUCCUACACGGUUGUGACUCCCAUGUUAAAUCCCAUCAUCUACAGCUUAAGGAAUAGUGAAGUGAAGGCUGCACUGAGGCGGGUCAUCCGAAGGACCCUGGACCCUCAGAAACUAUGACUGACUUAGAUGGAAACUGAAGGGGUAGAAUGCAAGGACAAAGGAAAGAAAAACAAAUUCCUCAAAUGGGUUUUUGGUCUUUACUCUUUCCAGGAGUCACAGCAUACCCACUGGGAUUUUGGACUUUCCACUAGGAUCCAAUUCUGAAUGAAAGAACAUGAGUGAUGAAAGGAAGAACUUCAGUAGGCCCAAUAUUCUAUGGGACUGUGGUACCAGCGUCUCUGAGGAUGCUGCUAGUUUACAUAGAUUAGGAGCCUACCUGAAGGUUGACAACUUCACUACAAUUUGCCAUUUUUUAAUUUGUUUUAACUUUUCUUGAACUUCUUCAUCCAUGUCAUUUUAUAAUCUUCUGCUUUACUUUCUUUUAUUUGUCCAAAAAUUCUAUCUGGAAUUUUCAAGUAUAU
Equus caballus (horse) is the source of this 4338-nucleotide messenger RNA. The record is from RefSeq and is a predicted model, not a curated record. NCBI's taxonomy places the organism in Eukaryota, Metazoa, Chordata, Mammalia, Perissodactyla, Equidae.